AACCCUAGCUAAAACCCUAAACCGUUGUUAUGCUCCAUCAAGCGGGAAGUGAUGUCAGGACAAAAUCCAUCUACCUCGGGACUGAUUCACAAUCCGAGAAUCUCAGUUCACUGGUCCGCUGCUGAGCAGAAAUCGUUGGAGGAUCUCAUCGCCAGAUAUUUCUCUCCACAUGAUACCUAUGUAGACGAUGAGAAGGUUUAUAUGUAUGCUGCAAUUGGUCGUCACUUUAGAGACAAGACGGUAAGAGAUGUGGCUCUGCGCCAUAGAUGGAUGAUGGAGAAACACAUUUUAGGAGAUAAAGGCCAUUCAGCACUAAUUAGUUCUCAUGCUUGUGGAACAGAUUCCACUUUCCAAUUAGACACUAAUGAUCUGGUACGGGAGGCUUUUACCAGAAUUUAUCAAAUGCAAAAUGAAAUAGACGUGAAUCUCCGCAGCUCAAAGCCCGGAGCAAACAUCAGUCUCAUGUGUGAAGUCAGCAUGCUGAUUUCAUCGAUCCAUGGCGUUUCUAAUGGAGUUGCGGGGCAAACAAAGCUGACGCUUCCUGUUCCAUGCCUCAAGGAAGAGAUCUUGGACACACUCCUUGCAUUCUUGCCUUUCAAUAACACUAAUGAGGCUUGUGAUCCAGAAGAAGUAGAUGGAUUCUUCGGAAUAACGAGUUCUUGAACUUGAAGUUUUUAACUUGGUUGUUCAUUUUUUUAUUGUGAGAUUUUUGUUAUGCUUUUCAGUUUCUGCGCUCACAUGCUUGAUAUGAUAACAUAUUUGUCAUAUGAUAUGAUGUAGUGAUUUAGAAUUGAACCUUUUUGGAUAUUUAUUUGAUUUUAAUGUCACUGUCAUUGUAUUCUUUCCAUGCCCACUCCUUUGUGUAUAUAUUGGUAUAAUGAUCGUCGUAG
Molecule: messenger RNA, 890 nt
Organism: Tarenaya hassleriana
Lineage: Eukaryota; Viridiplantae; Streptophyta; Magnoliopsida; Brassicales; Cleomaceae
Exons: 6
Coding region: 52-663 (203 amino acids)
Source: RefSeq, a predicted model, not a curated record